Messenger RNA from Zophobas morio, 3565 nucleotides. Its product is annotated as DNA topoisomerase 1. Gene Ontology annotation, molecular function: DNA topoisomerase type I (single strand cut, ATP-independent) activity; DNA binding. Gene Ontology annotation, cellular component: chromosome; nucleolus. The transcript has 6 exons. Gene Ontology annotation, biological process: DNA topological change; DNA replication; chromosome segregation. NCBI's taxonomy places the organism in Eukaryota, Metazoa, Arthropoda, Insecta, Coleoptera, Tenebrionidae. The record is from RefSeq and is a predicted model, not a curated record. Bases 97 to 3015 code for a protein of 972 amino acids.
AAUCGAGUACUUUGUCAUAAAAGCGUUGCGUUCUCACAAUCGUUUCUCGUUCGCGUUUUCUUCUAAGUGUUGGCUCGUGUGAUAACCAGUGUAAGUAUGGACGUUGAAAGUAGUGCAAAUGAAGAUAAUUCGAGCCCCAGCAGCAAGAAAGAUUAUUCCGAUUCAUCUCAAUUGAAUGGCAUAAACGGCUAUUCCGACAAGCAAAAAAGUCACAAAUCUGAGCACAAGGACAAGCAUAGAGACAAGGAUCGUGAUAGGGACAGAGAUAAGGAUAGGGAUAAAAGCAAGAGUAAAGAACAUAAGAGUUCUAGUAAAGAUAAAGACCGGCACAGUUCCAAGGAUAAGGACCGGCAUAGUUCGCAUAAAUCGUCAAGCCGUGACAAAGAACGCAGUGACCGAGACAAGGAUAAACAUCGUGAUAAGGAUAAACAUAAAGAUGAGAAGAAGUCCAGCUCUUCAUCCAAGGAUAAGGAUAAAGAGAGAGAGCAUAAAAGCUCGCAUGAUAAAGAGCAUAAGUCGAAGGACAGAGACAAGGAUAAAAAGGAUAGAGAGAAAGAGAGAGAUAAGGAGAAAGAUAAAUCAAAGCAUAGUUCUUCGAAGGACCGAGAAAAGGAAAAGGAUAGAGACAGACACAGCAGCUCUAAAGACAAGCACAGAGAUAAAGAUAAACAUCAUUCCAGUUCAAAAGAUAAAGAUAGGAGGGACAGAGACAGAGAGAAGUCUGACAAAGAUAGGGACAAAGCUGAUGAAGAUAAAAAAAUCAAAAGCCACUUCAAGCAUGAAAUUGACGUCAGCAGAGAAGAUUCUGCCAGGGAAGAUUCAGUUGACGAGGAUGAUAACAAGCUUGUAAUCAAGGAAGAAACCGAAUCUCAAGAUGAAAUCGACGACAAAAAUGUUUCAGCUGUCAGUAGCUGUGAUUACAAUAUGUCUCAAUUCAAAUCAGAUGAAUCCAGGUUUGAAGAUUGCACUACAAACAUAAAAGAUGAACCAGAGGACAGUGAUGAAGAUAUGCCUUUGCGAAAACCUUUCGCUCACAGACACAGUUCGGCUGCUAGAAUUGAAAGCACAUCAGUUAAACGAAAGAUUGAAUCUGAUGAUGAUGAAGAUGAUUUACCCCUUAUGGCAAGAAAAAAACCAAAGAAAGAGAAGAAAAACAAGUCCGAAAAGAAAAAGAAGAAAAGAAUUGUAGAUGAUGAGGAAGACGAAUGGGACCGACCAAUAAAGAAAGAAAAGAAAAUUAAAAAAGAAAAGGAAAUAAAAACUGAAAAUUCGGUUGUCGAAGGUCCCAAGAAAGGACGAAAGAAGAAGGAGGAGGAACCUCAAGAAGUGUGGAAAUGGUGGGAAGAAGAAAAGAAAGAUGACGGAAAGAAGUGGUCAUUCUUGGAACACAAGGGACCUAUUUUUGCACCUCCAUAUGAUCCAAUACCAGAUAACAUUAAAUUCUUUUAUGAUGGCAAAGAAAUGAAAUUGUCUUUGGCUGCAGAAGAAGUGGCAGGUUUUUACGCAAAAAUGUUGGAUCACGAUUACACAACUAAACCGGCGUUCAAUAAUAAUUUCUUUAAAGAUUGGAGAAAAGUAAUGUCAGACAAAGAACAAGCAAAAAUUACCAAUUUAGAGUUGUGCGAUUUCAGAAGAAUGCAUGCAUAUUUUAUGGAUCUAGCUGAGAAAAAUAGAAAUCGCACAAAGGAAGAGAAACAAGCACUGAAGGAAAAGAAUGAAGCUCUUGUGAAAGAGUAUGGAUUUUGCAAUAUCGAUGGCCACAAAGAGAAAAUUGGGAACUUUAAAAUUGAACCCCCAGGUCUGUUUAGGGGGCGCGGGGAACAUCCGAAAAUGGGUAUGUUGAAGAGGAGAGUGGAAGCUGAAGACAUCAUUAUAAAUUGCAGUAAAGAUUCAAAGAUUCCUGAACCUCCACCUGGUCAUAAGUGGAAAGAGAUUCGGCAUGAUGACACUGUUACAUGGUUAGCUUCGUGGACAGAAAAUGUCCAAAAUCAGGUCAAGUACAUCAUGUUAAACCCCAGUUCAAAAUUAAAAGGUGAAAAAGAUUGGCAGAAAUAUGAAACAGCAAGGAGAUUACACCAGUGUAUUGAUAAAAUUAGAAAAGAAUACAAGGAUGAUUGGAAAUCUAAAGAAAUGCGAAUUAGACAGCGCGCAGUGGCGCUGUACUUUAUUGAUAAACUUGCUCUUAGAGCUGGUAACGAAAAAGAUGAAGAUCAAGCAGACACUGUAGGUUGCUGUUCGUUACGUGUUGAACAUAUCUCAUUACAUGAAGAAAAAGAUGGCAAAGAAUACGUGGUAGUUUUUGAUUUUCUUGGUAAAGAUUCUAUACGUUACUACAACGAGGUACCAGUAGAAAAACGAGUGUUUAAGAAUCUACAGUUGUUUAUGGAACAUAAAAAAGGAGGCGACGAUCUCUUUGAUCGUUUGAAUACAGCCAUCAUGAACAAACAUUUAAACGAACUUAUGGAAGGCCUCACAGCGAAAGUGUUCCGUACCUACAACGCAUCUUGGACUUUGCAACAGCAGUUGGAUGAAUUAACGAACCCAGAUGAUUCGAUAGCUGAGAAGAUUUUGUCGUACAAUCGCGCGAAUCGUGCGGUGGCUAUUCUAUGUAACCAUCAACGGUCUGUACCAAAAGGUCACGAAAAAUCAAUGGAGAAACUGAAGGAAAAAAUCGAUGCCAAGAAAGAAAGUAUCAGAGAUGCCGAACGACAAGUCAAAGAUGCCGCAAAAGACGCGAAACACGGUAGCGUAAAAGAAAAGACUGUCUACGAGAAAAAGAAAAAAAUGUUGCAACGUUUAAAAGAACAAUUGACCAAGUUGGAAAUUCAAGAAACAGACAGAGACGAGAAUAAAACUAUCGCGUUGGGUACCUCAAAGCUGAAUUAUCUGGAUCCCCGUAUCAGUGUAGCGUGGUGUAAAAAAUAUGGUGUCCCAAUUGAAAAAAUUUACAACAAAACGCAAAGAGACAAAUUUCGCUGGGCUAUUGAUAUGGCAGGUCCAGAUUAUAUAUUUUAAGUUAGUGAAAUUUCCAUCAACUCUUUACAAUUCGACAGUUUGAUGAAUUCAACGCACUUUUGUGCUAUUCCGUGUGUAAUUAAUUUUAAGUUGUAAUUAUUAUAGUAAAAUUUUAACAGUUAAUUUAUUGUGAAUUUAAAUCGUUGAUGUCGGUGGAGAAGGUGCAUUUUUUGAAAUUCUGUCCAAUUUUUGUAAAAAAAGUUCACCUCAUGGAUCAUGUUUUAUAGGUGUCGUUUUGUUUUGAGCGACAAGAUUUUUAGUUAAUGUUUAAAUAUAUUUAUAUUUUGAUCAAUUCAUUUUAGUUAUAUUACUGUUACAGUAACAGCAGUUGUAGGAAGUCUGUAUAUUACAGAUUUGAUAAAUAAAGAAUAUGAAAAAUAAAUCUAUUCAUAAAACUCUUAUAAAAUACAAAACCAGUAUUAAUAUUGUAUUAGAUGGCGAUCUAAUUAAAGAAGUUUACGUUGUGUAACUCAGGAGGCAUGAAGUACAUCUGACUUCCAGUGAAUUUUCCAUAACCUGUAAAAAGUAUAUAAUAAAUUUCACAAGGCUA